Molecule: messenger RNA, 4052 nt
Organism: Astyanax mexicanus (Mexican tetra)
Lineage: Eukaryota; Metazoa; Chordata; Actinopteri; Characiformes; Acestrorhamphidae
Product: immunoglobulin-like and fibronectin type III domain-containing protein 1
Exons: 24
Coding region: 133-3759 (1208 amino acids)
Molecular function (GO): protein binding
Source: RefSeq, a predicted model, not a curated record
AAUAUUUUAUUCCUGUACAAGGAAGAGUCGCACUAUACUCUGGAGUCCAGAGACGACAACCAAACAAAGAAGAAUAGGAUUUUAGGAUCUAAAACACUUUGUGAAUUGUGAAAAAAGGAAGGACUUUUCAAGAUGCCCAAAGAAGGUGCUCCUAUGGGGGAGGGUGAUGAUGACUUGCCACCUGGUUCAGUGGCAAUCAAGAAGCGAUCCAGAGUGCCAGGUGUUAUGAUCACACAGUAUGUCAAAAACCUCCCACCUGGAAAAACUACCCCAGAUUUCAGCAGAAAACCCAUGGCCACGACUACACAGGAGGGAAAAUUGGCCUUCUUCAAAGCAGUACCAACAGGAGAGCCAACACCCACCGUAACCUGGGCACGAAACAAAGGGGACACCUCAGAUCCAGAGAAAUAUAAAACAAGAUUCGAUGAAAAAACUGGAGAACAUAUUUUGGAGAUACCAAAUGUAACUGUAGACCACGCAGACACCUACAAAUGUUUUGCCACAAACCAGUUUGGAAAAGCUGUUUCCACAGCUACUCUGAAUGUUAUUGAGGUUGGAUUCAAGAAAAAGAAACCAGCUCCACAGCAAAAAGAGCCUGAAGACUUCAGAAAGAUGCUGAAGAAAACUGUAAUUGUGAAGAAGAGAAAAGAAAAACCCAAGAAAGAGGGAGAGGUUAACCCAAAGUUCUGGGAGGUGAUGUUGAGCGCCCAGAAAAAGGACUAUGAACGGAUCUGCCGUGAUUUUGGAGUGUUUGAUUAUCGUUGGAUGUUAAAGAAACUUAACCAGAUGAAAAAGGAGUUAGAGGAAGAACAGACAAAGGUUGUUGAAAAAGUAGAAAACGUGAAACAGAUUGAAGUGAGGACCAGUGGAAAUGCUGAAUUUGAACUCGACAUGAAGCUUAAGGAUCCAAACAGCAAGAUUUUUCUCUACAAGGAUGGUGAAAUGCUCGACUAUGGUGAUGGUGCUGACGAUUCUUCCAAACACAAUAUGACGAAAGUUGGCGAUAAAUACAAAUUCAGCAUCAAUAAUGUUGGCCCAGAUGAUGCUGGCUUGUAUCAGGUGGACGUUGAGGAUACUAACAUGUUCUCAACUGGCCUAGAAAUUCCUGAUGUGGAAUUUAAUGGUAUGCUGAAAGACGCUAAAGCUGUUGAAGGAGAGGACGCUUCAUUUGAGUGUGUUCUCUCUGGUCCUGUGUCAAAAAUCACCUGGUAUGCCAAUGAUGUCUCUGUUGAGCAUGGAGAUAAAUAUGACAUCAUUGUAUCAGAGGACAUGCUUACUCACAGAUUGGUGGUGAAGAACUGUAAACCAGAAGACAAGGGCGUCUAUGCAGCUAUUGCUGGUGUCAAGUUAAGCAAAGCUUCUCUCUCUGUUAAAGAGGCUGGAGUCUAUUUUGUCGGUGGCUUGUCAGAUACUACUGCAAACGUUGGGGAGUCUGCAGAACUGUCCUGCAAACUCAGCAAUAAGGACUGUGUUGGAAAUUGGUUCAAAGAUGGUAAAAAGUUGGAUUCUCAGAAUGGGAUUAACAUUGUAAAAGAUGGAGCCACUCAUAAACUAAUCAUCGAGAAGUGUGAGGAGGAAAAUUCAGGGACGUAUAAAUUUGAAGCAGAUGGUCGUAAAUCAGAAGCAACUUUAAGUGUGGAAGAUCCACCAAAAAUCAAUGCUGAUGACCUGGGUAAGUUCUCAGAACCUGUCGUUGUGAAAGCGGGAGAAAAUGCAGCUUUCAAGCUUCCGUUCUGUGGUAAAGAGCCAAUCAAAAUUCAGUGGUUCAAAGAUGACGAGGAGCUUUUGCAAGGCCCUAAUGUCAAGAUCGAGAGCUCCUCAACGCACAGUCGGUUGCGUCUCACCAAAUGCCAGCGUAAAAAUACUGGUGAAAUUAAAAUUAAAAUCAAGAACCAAUUUGCCACCAUAGAGGCAACAUCAAAGCUCAUCGUACUUGACAAACCAGCUCCUCCACAAGGGCCUGUAGAAGUAGUAGAGAGUUCCUUGUCUGCUAUUGAGUUUAAAUGGCGUCCACCAAAAGAUGACGGUGGGUGUUCCGUGACGAACUACAACCUGGAGCGCCAGCAGCUGGGACGCAACACCUGGAAUAAAAUCGGAGAUAUCCCUGGGCAGCCCACCUACAGGGACACAGACAUAGACCGUGGAAGGAAGUACUGCUACAGGAUCAGAGCAAAGAACUCAGAAGGAAUCAGUGACAUGAUGGAGACUGAUGACAUCGCAGCUGGAACAUUAGCAUUCCCUGGUCAGCCUGCUUCUCCAAAGGUGGUUAGUGCCUUCAAGGACUGCAUUAAUUUAACGUGGCUCCCACCCACAAAUACCGGAGGGGGCAGUAUCAUAGGCUACAAUGUGGAGAAACGCAAGAAGGGAAGCAACCUGUGGAGCCAAGUGAAUCCUCCAGAUGAACCCAUCAAAGAGAAAAAGUAUGCAGUGAAAGAUGUAAUGGAGGGAGCGGAGUAUGAGUUCAGAGUGGUUGCCAUCAGCACCUGUGGUCCCGGAGAACCAAGUGCCCCCUCUGACUGUGUGUUUGCAAGAGAUCCAAAGAAGCCUCCUGGGAAGGUUAAAGAUCUCAAAGUAACUGGCUCUAGUUACACCACACUAUGUUUGGCUUGGACCAAGCCAAAGGUGCAGUAUGGAGUGGAAGACGAUGCAAAAGGAUAUUUUGUGGAAAUCAGACCCACAGACCAGCUGGAGUGGAGUCAAUGUAAUAUGAGCGCCGUCGUCCAGACGUCCUUCACCGUAGUGGGUCUGAAGUCUUUAGCCACGUACUGGGUAAGAGUUAUUGCCACCAAUGAAGGAGGAGAGGGUCUCCCACAAGGGUUCGACAACUACAUCAUCGCCAUGCCUCCACCUGUGAAACCAAAGUUCACUGACAAGAAGAUGAAAAGUUUCAUCGUUGUUAAAUCUGGAAAUACAGUGCGGGUCAACAUACGAUUUGAGGCUUCUCCUUUACCAGACAUCACUUGGCUGAAGGACGGUACACCCGUGGCCAAACAUGUGACAAUUACCAAUUCUGAAAAAGGCUCCCAGUUACUGAUUCCAUCAUCUCAAUGGUCAGAUACUGGCAUUUACACCAUUAUUGUAAAGAAUGUGGUGGGUCAGGAGAGCUACAAUGUUGAAAUCAGAGUCACAGAUGAUCCUAAGCCCCCAGGUGUUGUCCAACUUGAGAAGAAUGUUGAGGGCACUGUAACUGUAACAUGGACUCCAUCUCCUGAUGAGAAACGAGAUGACCGGCUGCACUACAUGGUGAUGAAGCGGGAUUCUUUCAAGCGUAACUGGCGGACAGUAGGAGACCGCCUGUUCAACCACAAAUUUACUGUUGUUAACAUCAUGCCGGGGAGAGAGUACUACUUCCGUGUGUUCGCUAAGAAUGAUAUGGGGCUCUCUGAUCCAUCUGAGUCUCCAGCAUGGGGAAGCAUUAAAAAGAAAGAGAAAUUUGUAGUGAAUCUGCCAGAACCAAGGAUCCUCAACCUUCAGUCACCCCCAAAAUUUACCAUCCCUCUGAAACUACACACAGCUCCAACGGGCUACGAGUGCUACAUGAGCUGUGCUGUGGGAGGCAACCCCAAACCCCAUGUCACCUGGUACCGCAACAACGUCAGCCUCAACACAGACACCAACUACUACAUCACCAACACCUGUGGGGUCUGCUCCAUGCUCAUCCUGAUGGUGGAGCCCAAAGACACAGGAGAAUACAAAGUAGUGGCGGAGAACUGUCUGGGCAAGGCUGAAUGUUCCACCAAGCUCAUUGUCAGAGAAUAGUGGAAGCUUAGAAAAGAUACUGGUGCUUCCCAAGAAGACAACUGGCUCCGAAGAAGAUCUACAGCUUUUUGUGUUCUAUAUUUGCAUUACUAGACUUUAUGAAUACUUUUUCUUCCUAAAUAUUACAUGAUCAGUGGAAAUCUGCACAAUGAUCUGAGUGGAUUUAUUUGAGGGUGAACAGAUGCCUAGUUCUUCUCAGAGGUGGAGAAAGAAGUCAUUUUAAUAGAAGAAUCAACAAUAAGAGAAACACUGUUACAUUGGGGGAAUAUGAAAUAAAGUAGCCACACACUGCC